GCACAACUAUGUUCGGCUCGCUUAUGAAGCCUUUCUACUUCCUCACGUAUGCUGCUGGAGAAUUCACCUUUCAAGCGCUAUCGGAUGAAAUAGAGAAAAUAGUGGACAUCAGAAGAAAAAACCCUGCGUAUAGAAGACCGGACAUGCUGCAAAACCUUCUAGACGCGGAAUACACCGAAGAGCCGAGUGGCCUCUCAAGCACGGUGCCAAACGGUGAUUCCAGGACGCGGCCACUGACUAUGCAAGAAGUGGUUGUCAAUGCUGCUACAUUAUUCGUUGGAGGGUUUGAAACAACGGCUUCAUCUCUAAGCUACUUGACGUUUGCAUUGGCAAAGCACCCGGACAUUCAGGAGAAAGUCAGGAAGGAAGUUUCCGACGCCAUCUCAGCUUCGGCUCUAAAAUGA
Dermacentor silvarum is the source of this 404-nucleotide messenger RNA. RefSeq names its product cytochrome P450 6a8-like. The record is from RefSeq and is a predicted model, not a curated record. Gene Ontology annotation, molecular function: heme binding; monooxygenase activity; oxidoreductase activity, acting on paired donors, with incorporation or reduction of molecular oxygen. The coding region runs from base 9 to 404 and encodes 131 amino acids. NCBI's taxonomy places the organism in Eukaryota, Metazoa, Arthropoda, Arachnida, Ixodida, Ixodidae. The transcript is spliced from 5 exons.